Messenger RNA from Zootoca vivipara (common lizard), 6338 nucleotides. RefSeq names its product fatty acyl-CoA reductase 1 (gene FAR1). The record is from RefSeq and is a predicted model, not a curated record. Gene Ontology annotation, cellular component: peroxisome. Gene Ontology annotation, molecular function: alcohol-forming very long-chain fatty acyl-CoA reductase (NADP+) activity. NCBI's taxonomy places the organism in Eukaryota, Metazoa, Chordata, Lepidosauria, Squamata, Lacertidae. Gene Ontology annotation, biological process: long-chain fatty-acyl-CoA metabolic process.
UUCUUUUUCCUCCUUCUUCCAGGGCCGCUUGUUGGGCAUAUAGCGGCGCGGCAGCACCAACGCCACCACAGCCGCCGGCGGUAGCAGCAUCACUACGACCUGCGGCGGCAGCGGCAGCGGCAGCAGCAGCAAUUCAGAACAAGAAGCAGUUUGUCCCAACCUGAACUGGUCUUCCCUGGCAGAUGGCUAAGCUUGUUCCAGCCUUCAAGAAAAUCACUAGGAAGCAACCAUUUUAAAUGUGCAGCCUGCUUUAUAUCAGAGGCCAGGAAAAGGAAAGCUAAUAUUAAAACCAUAUAAAACAGAUCAUGAUGGUAUCUAUCCCAGAAUACUAUGAAGGGAAGAAUGUCCUCCUCACUGGAGCUACUGGCUUCAUGGGAAAAGUUCUUCUGGAAAAGCUACUAAGGUCCUGUCCGAAGGUGAAAACGGUUUAUGUGUUGGUUAGACACAAAGCAGGGAAGAAUUCUCAAGAACGCGUGGAGGAAAUGAUCAACUGCAAGCUCUUUGACAGAUUGAGAGAUGAACAGCCAGAAUUUAAUGAAAAAAUUAUAGCAGUUGCCAGUGACCUUACAGAAGUAGACAUGGCCCUUAGUGAGGAAGACAAGGAGAACCUCAUAAACUGCACUAACAUUGUAUUCCACUGCGCUGCUACUGUAAGAUUCAAUGAAAUUCUAAGAGAUGCUGUUCAGCUCAAUGUAAUUGCGACACAACAACUUCUCUUCUUGGCCCAGAAAAUGAAGAAUCUAGAUGUGUUUAUCCAUGUUUCAACAGCAUUUGCAUACUGCAACCGAAAACACAUUGAGGAAGUGGUGUAUCCACCCCCUGUUGAUCCUAAGAAAUUAAUAGAUUCCUUAGAGUGGAUGGAUGACAGCCUAGUGAAUGAUAUUACACCAAAACUAAUAGGAGACAGGCCUAAUACUUAUACAUAUACAAAAGCCUUAGCAGAAUACAUUGUACAACUGGAAGGUGCAAAACUAAAUGUAGCCAUUAUAAGGCCAUCAAUUGUGGGUGCCAGCUGGAAGGAGCCUUUCCCAGGAUGGAUUGAUAACUUUAAUGGACCUAGUGGCCUUUUUAUUGCUGCAGGAAAAGGAAUCCUUCGAACGAUGCGAGCCUCAAACAAUGCAGUUGCAGAUCUUAUUCCAGUAGAUGUAGUCAUCAACGCAACAAUAGCUGCUGCCUGGUAUUCCGGAGUUAAUAGGUAUAACAGACCAAGAAAUAUUAUGGUAUACAACUGUACUACGGGUGGCACCAAUCCCUUCCAUUGGGGUGAAGUUGAAUACCAUGUAAUAUCCACUUUCAAGAGGAACCCUCUCGAACAGGCCUUCAGACGGCCCAAUGUAAAUCUAACCUCCAAUCACCUUUUAUAUCACUACUGGAUUGCUGUAAGCCAUAAGGCCCCAGCAUUCCUGUAUGAUAUCUACCUCAGGAUUACAGGAAGAAGCCCAAGGAUGAUGAAAACAAUAACACGUCUUCACAAGGCUAUGAUGUUGCUAGAGUAUUUCACCAGUAAUUCUUGGGAAUGGAACACAGAUAACGUCAAUAUGCUCAUGAGCCAGCUGAGUCCUGAAGACAAAAAGACCUUUAAUUUUGAUGUUCGACAACUACACUGGGCAGAAUAUAUGGAAAAUUACUGCAUGGGAACGAAGAAAUAUGUAUUGAACGAGGAAAUGUCUGGUCUCCCAGCAGCUCGGAAACACUUGAAUAAGCUAAGGAACAUUCGUUAUGGCUUCAAUACAGUGCUUGUGAUCCUCAUCUGGCGUAUUUUCAUUGCAAGAUCACAAAUGGCAAGAAACAUCUGGUAUUUUGUCGUUAGCCUCUGUUACAAGUUUCUCUCUUACUUCAGAGCAUCCAGCACUAUGAGAUAUUAAAGAUGGCAAUUCUAGAAUUAGGACAUCUAUGCAUAUGGUGGUCUAAUGGCAUAAAGCCCUAAAAUGUACCUACUCAUCUCGUCUUUUGUAAAAACAUGAAAUAUUAGAUCUGGAUUGUGAAAUACAGUACACGUGAUGCUUAAUUGUGUAUUUCUGUGAAGAUCAUAUGGCUGGUACUGGAUCAAUCUGUCAUUAGGCAAAUAUGUAGGUUAAAUAUCCAAAUGAAUUUAAUAUCUCUGUAUGAGGAAGAACUUUAGGCCACUGACCAGUGUAACUGUGCAAUUCUGGAAUGCAUUGAAAUUAAAAUCUGCCUUAACAUAGUAAACUUAAUUUUUAUUGCAAAUAAGCGUGUUUAGUUAAGGUGAACAAAUUAUUGGCUUAGAUGGUAGAGCUAUUUAUUUGAGACUUUAAAACUGCAACUGGUUUGUCUGGUUAUUCUUAUGAGAGAGGUAUCUUUGUAAAUGAUUGUGAGUUGGGCAUUUGUUAGUCUUUUAUUCUCUCCUCCUUUCCAGUCCCUUGACUUGAAAAAGGAGGGAUCCUUCAAGGGGAAAACUGCAGCUGAUACACAGCAUUUUUCUCUGCAUGUUUUUCUGACUUGUGGCUUAGAACUGUUUGUAUGGCCAAGGAAAGAGGUGAUUUUAUCCCUUGGAAGUUGCACACAAGGGAACCACACCAUUACAAGUCACUAGUAUUUUCCUUUUAUUGCAGAAGAAAUCAGGAAUUUUGAAAUUUUGUUCAGUGAUUUAGAGCAUAAAUCUGUUUACGAAAUGCCACAUUUCUUAAAUUACCUACAGAAUUUUAAACUAAAUUAUCAAGCACUACUUCUGAAGGGGUGAAAUUGAUAUUUAUGCUAAAUAAAACUCAGCACAGUUUGGGGGAAUGGUGAAAAUAGAAAUGAAGAAAAUAGAAAUAACUGAAUAGGUACUGGUUAAAUGUAUUUUUCUGCAUGUUGCUUUACCAGGAAAAAUGCAUUUACAGCAGUCCUUACUCGAAGAUUUAAUUAAGUACAUAUAAUAUUAAAAUCUUACUCUGUAAAACAUAGUUACAUACAAUUCUCUGCUAUCAUUAACAUUCUUUUUAUUUUAUAUAAUCUACCAUACCUGUGUGGUGGCAACCAAUUAACUUCUAUUAUACCUGGGUUUUUUUUUUUAUUAAUAUGCCUAAGUAACUUGUGAAUGAAUUCUGAAUGAACCAUAGGAGUUACGUGAAGCACAUGCAUCCUAUACUUAUAAUUCCACAUAUAGAGCAUGUCUUGCUGCUGUGGAAAUAUAACUUCUUUCAUGCAAAUGUGCAUCUGAUUUUGGAGAGAGAGCUUCCUUGUUGAAGUUUAAAUAUUUUAUCUUAUUAAGUACUUUAAUGUACAGUUGUUUUUUGUUUAAAAAAAGGAUCUGCAUAUAAUUUUACAGGGAUACAAAAUGUUACAUAGUCAAAGGCCACACUAUUAAGAAGUGUGUGAGUCUGAUGUUACAGUGUUGGAAUACAAUAAAUUGUGGAUUUAGUGAUUUAAGGUUUUACAGUUGGGUGCAAUAUUCCUACUGUAUCUGCUACAGCUGCUCCCCUAAUUCUUUCUCAUUGAACUUGAAUAUUUACUUGGCAUUUUAGUACGUUGUAAACUUUUGCACAAGGUGCCUGGAACCCAACAAGCCACUUUGAUUUGUGUAUAUAUGUACGUGUGUGUGUGGUUGAACUUGGUGAGAGGCAAUUGUAAUAUGCUUAGAUGCUGAGUUCAUUUUCUCACUGUACUGUUUUUAUGGAACAAAUUACUGCUUACUCCUGAAGCUAAUGCAGCUGAGAAAAUUGCACCAGGAUCCAUACUACGACUUUAAAAGAUCUCUGAAUAACUGAUGGAGUUGUUUAAUUUUCCACACUAGUUUAACUUCCAGUAUGGCUGCCAUAUUGGAUUCCUAGGAUUUCCAUUUAAUUUGAAUGGUUACCUAGUUUUCUCAUACAAAGAAAUAACAUAACUAUGUCGCAAUAAUGUUCUAGCAUUCCACAUAAAUCUAGAUUGUAAAGGUUCCUUCAGUUUUGGUGUUCAUACUAAUGUUGCAACUUCAGUAAUUUCAGACUUGUUAAUUAAAAUAAACAAGAUUCAUAUUUUUGGGUAUUAGUCUGAAAAGUCUAAUUGACUUGAAGAAACUAUCCAAUCUAAAGUGAGAGAAGAGCAUUCUGAAGUGGAUCACUCAGAAGGUGUGCCAGAACUUUAAAAUUUGGGACCAUAGAAGAAGAUUACCCUGCAAUGUAGUUUUCUGCUGUAGGAACAGAUUCUGAAAACAAAAUUUUAAAUCAUAAGCUUUUAUAAAAUAGAAAUAUUGGGUGCCUUUGUUUGUAAACCAAAAAUAAACAAAUUCCUGAAUAUGAUGUUUGUUGAAUUUAUCAAGUUGUUUAAGUUGUGUAGAAACUUUAACUUAAAACAUUUUGUGAUUUGAAAUAGAAAUUAGUAGUAAAACCUCAUUUCAAAAUGUCUACAGUUGCAUGUAUAUUCAAAUAUCUAAAGGGCUGUCAGAUGGAACAAGAUUGUUUUUUCCUGCUCUGGAAGCUAGCACCUUGAACCAAUGGAUUCAAGUUUUAAACCGAGGUUGGAUGGCCAUCUGUCAUGUAUGAUCUGAUUGAGAUUCCUGCUCUGCAAGGGGUUGGACUAGAUAACUCUUGGGCUCCCUUUCAGUGCUACAGUUACAGUUCUAUGUAUAUGCUGUACAUACUACAGUCAUAUGCUAAAGGUCACACAAACCCCUAGUACCAAUGAGUACUAAUAUAAAACCCUAAAUUGAAGAAAUUUAAUGUUGCAUGGUUACUUUAGGUGAAAUCUGACUAAAUCAUGCACAGUAGACUGCCUGAAAUCAAUGGAUAAGUUACUUAAGACAAUUGAUUUCAGUGGAUGUACUGUAUUCUGAAAAUGGCUAGUGCUGAAUAUCACUCACAUGAGCAAUUUUUGGGCAUGUUUACUCAGCGUCUCUCUGAGUACUCGAGUCUCUCUCUCUGGGACCUUCUAGAUAAGCAUGCAUAAGAUUGCAGGCCUAACCAUUUUUUUAUCAGUGUAUUCAUUUUCUACAUUGUGUUUAAGCUUGAAUGAAAAACAAAAUUGAUUCAGUUGGUUCUAUCCAACAAUUUAACUACUUAUUUAAGAUGGAAGUGCAUAACAGGUCUUUCUUUACUUGUCACAUUAUUCAGGCAGUAUAGGACCUUAGAUGGGAUGAGAUGCACAAAUUUUACUUUCUGUAUUACAAUAGUAGAAGUUUGGUAGAAAUGAGGCACAGGGGGAAAGUUCAGUGUUGCUUCUUCACUGAAAAAUGAGCUGACAUUCACAUAAUCUUGAAACUUUAAAUAAAUGGAAUAUUUCUAAAAAUAACACUACCACAUAAUAAUACUAAUUUGAAAACUUAAUUUCCAUCUAGUCCAGAUGAGUAGGUUUUUAUUUUAAAGGAUCUCUAGAUAUUCUGAGCCUGUCAGACUAACACUCAUCCCAGAAAGAGGAGGAAAUGAUUGCUAGAAUAGGCAAUCAUGUUUUAAGAACAUUUUAUGCAGCAUAUACCUUAUAUUCCGGCGUAUAAGACGACUGGGCGUGUAAGACGACCCCCAACUUUCCCAGUUAAAAUAUAGAGUUUGGCAUAUACUCGCCGUAUAAGAAAUACAACCCGGCGUAUAAGACAACCCCCGACUUUUGAGAAGACUUUCCUGGGUUAAAAAGUAGUCUUAUACAGUGGUGCCUCGCUAGACGAAUUUAAUUCGUUCCACGGGUCUUUUCUUAUAACGAAAAAAUCGUCUAGCGAAUCCCAUAGGAAUGCAUCGAAAAAAAUUUGAUUUUUUUUUUUUGCCCAUAGGAACGCAUUAAUUGAAUUUCAAUGCAUUCCUAUGGGAAGCCGCGAUUCACUAGACGAAUUUUUCAUAAAACGAAUUCGUCUAGCGAGGCAACCUCCGCUUGAAAAAUCCUUUCGUUAAGCAUGGCAUUUGUUAAGCGAGGCACCACUGUACGCAGGAAUAUACAGUAUAUGCCAUCCAGUAACAGUGAUUUUCUUGGUUGCUUACAAGCAAUAGUAUACUGAGUACAGCUUGCUGGGGGGGGGGGGUGUGGAGAGAGAAAGAUAAGUGGAUCCAAGCAAAUAUAGAAAAGUAUCUGAAACAUGAGAGAAUGUGGGCUAAAUGGUAGAAUCAGCCCGGUUCACACAAAUUCACAGCUCUUUGGCUAAGUGUUUCUUGCUACUCAUCAGUUUUUAAAAAUAAUGCAGGUGACCCAGGACAGAUUCCAAAUGGUUUGUAUCUCAAGGGAUCUUCUUCUCCACACUGAGCUUCCACGCCUUAUAUGGCUUGAGAUCCCAGUUUCCUGACGCGUCAACUUUCUGUACUGUAUCAUGUUGCUGCAAUUGAAAUCUGUUUGAUCUUUGUGAACUCCCAAGAUUUGUCUACAUGAAUAGUAACAUCAAUUUUAAGGCUUUAAAUAAAAACCGUUGAUAUGGCAUGGUCUUAACUUGCAUAUAA